Molecule: messenger RNA, 5276 nt
Organism: Salvelinus fontinalis (brook trout)
Lineage: Eukaryota; Metazoa; Chordata; Actinopteri; Salmoniformes; Salmonidae
Product: zinc finger protein 239-like
Exons: 8
Coding region: 310-2292 (660 amino acids)
Biological process (GO): regulation of transcription by RNA polymerase II
Molecular function (GO): RNA polymerase II cis-regulatory region sequence-specific DNA binding; DNA-binding transcription factor activity
Source: RefSeq, a predicted model, not a curated record
UCUGCUGCAUAACACGUGACUCACAUAAUGCGGAAGAAAUUGAGCGUGUUGAAGAAAGGCUGCAGAGACUCGUUUGAAAACAUUUCUGGUUGCAGAAAAAAAGUAUUUGCUAGUUAAACGGUUGUGACAAGCUGAGCCUAGUAGUUAAGAAAACAGUAAAACCAUGUCUUAGGGAGACACAUUGUUUACUCGCCAGGCCAGCUGUCGAUGAUGUUUUGCUGGCAAUGAAUAGUUAGCUAGCGAACAUUUAAAAUCACCCUUUGCCGUACCUGCUAGCUAAUUGGAAAGUUUCCCCAAGUGAAUGGGGAAAUGGACCCUACAACAUUUUCAGGUCCCCAUCUCCCUCUAUCCUCCCUGCGUCUCCUGGUGCCACCACUACGUCUGAUGUCUGCAUCCAUGUGGCAAGUGGCUCAGCAGCGUAACGUGAUGCAGUAUGGGAAGCUGGAGGAGUUUGUGACUCUGGUGACAGAGAUGGUUCCGGAGCUCCUGACGCUCAAGCAGAGGGUCCAACUCAUCCUGGGACUGAGAGCGAGGCUGGUUCUUGAAUUGUGUCGUGAUGUGGAGUCUAGCCCAGCUGGCUACAAAAUCAUCCAGCCCCACCUGGACAGAAUCCAUUCAUGCACAACACAUAAAGGGAGCAAAGACACAGAAGUGGAGGCCUCAAAGGAUAACUUUGUGGAUCUGGUCCAAACUCUGCUAGAAGACUCAAUGAAGAGGGAACACUUUUUUCAGGAGGUGUUCCCUGUACAGUACAGCACUAGGUAUGACACAGCGCUGCAGAUACUGGUGUGGCAGUUCUUUGACAGACUGGAGGAGAUGAUGCCAGUGCCCAGCUUUACUCAGACAGCAUCCAUUCUCAACCUGACCCCUACAGAUCUGGAAGAGUGUCAGCAGUCUUUCUCUGAUCCUGAGCAUCUGAAGACACUGCUGCAGCAUCAUAGAAAUCUGGGCCACCUAAAAAAAGAUUUUUUAUUCUAUGACUCUGAUAACAUCCUGUCCACGUUGUCCUUCCUCGCUCCCUCACUGAAGUCUAAGCAUACCAAAAGAGGCAUAGAAGAAGGCACGGUGAAGAACGAGAGUGAUGUGAGGAGAAAGGGAGAGAAGGAAGAGGCUGAAGGACUGAAAGAACAGGAGUGUGGUGAGGGACAGCAAGAAGUCAGUGGGGAGGACGAAGACGCCAAUGAGGGAAGUGAUGGGGGCGCUGAAAGACUGGAAGAGGCUGGGGAAUCCUCUGGGAACUCUGGGCAGCAGAAACAGCCAUCAUUAGUGGCCAUCAAUGGACAAGCUAAAGCCAAGCCACCCCAGUCCCAGGGCUUUUCCUGCUCACAGUGCCAGUUCUCCAACAGGAGAUGGCUCACCCUUCAGGAGCACAUCAAGAAGAACCAUCCAAAGGAGGACAGUGGGAUCCUGGGCUCUGGAGAAGCUGGAGCUGAGAACAACGUCCUGCCUGUCAGUGAGACGGAAAGCUCCUCAGCCAAGAAGACCAGGAAGAACAAGUACAUCUGCUCCCAGUGUGGGAAGGGUCACAAAUGUUCAUAUGAGCUGAGACGACACGAAACCGUUCACUCUGAGGUGAAGCCCUUCCAUUGUGACCAGUGUGAGAAGAGAUACAAAACAAAGGUGGCUCUAAAACAGCACCAUCGAGUUCACACUGGAGAAAGGCCAUAUGUUUGCUCACAUUGUGGCAGAGGCUUUAGGUCUGCGGGAACUUUACAAUCACAUGUACGCACACACACCGGGGAGCGACCUUUUGUCUGUUCUAUAUGUGGGAAGGGAUUUAUUCAACAUCAAAUACUGAUAGGUCACCUCCGGUGGCAUAGAGGGGAGAAGCCGUUCUUAUGUACCGUUUGUGGAAAGAGUUUUAGUACUUCAGGUGCCUUGUUGGUACACUCCCGAACACACACGGAUGAACGCCCCAAAAGCUGUGAGCAUUGUGGGAAGAGGUUUAGAAGAUGUUACGAUCUCACAAUACAUCGGCGGAUCCACACUGGUGAGCGGCCGUUCUCCUGCACACAGUGCGACAAAUGCUUCACGUCCCACAGCGACCUUAGCAGACACAUGCGAAUUCAUACAGGAGAGAAACCUUACCAGUGUAGAAUGUGCGAUCGGAGAUUCACUGAAAGCGGCAACCUGAAAGUACACCAGCGGGUUCAUCGGGGAACAGCCACAAAUGUACGGGUUUCAGUGUGUAAUAUCAGUACGGCCCACCACAAGUCACCAAGUGUAGCAAGAAAGAAGGAAAGAAAGAAAGACAAUGUUCCACCACUCCUUGUUGGACAGGAGUUGCCGUAGCCACAGUGUGUUUUUUUUUUAAUUUUACAUUUUUUAAUUGUCACUUUUUUUUAUUUAUUUAACUAGGCAAGUCAGUUAAGAACAAAUUCUUACUUACAAUGACGGCCUACACCCUAUGGGACUCCCAAUCACGGCCGGCUGUGGUAGCACUGAGAUGCAGUGUCUUUAGACCACUGCGCCACUCGGGAGCCCAGAGGGGAGAAACCGUAUCCAUGAUCUAAGACCACACAUUAUAUUGGAACUUUAUGAUUCCCGGGCCAUUAUAAUAAUUUUUAUUUUAGAAUAAGUUGACUUAAAUCGUAAUAACUUAUUUCUCAUAGUAGCAAGAUAAUUGGCUAUUUUGUGAUGGCGAGGCAUUUAAUGACCGCGUAAUAUGAUUUUUAUUUUAAUGAGGUAAUUGGUUACUUUGUUUCUCUAAGUGGUUUCUCUAGCUUUUUAACACCAUAUAUUAGGUAAUCGCACAAACAUAUUCACUGUAUUCUGCCCACUAACAGUCACUGAAAUCAGUCAGGGAAGGUCAAACAUUUCACAACAGAUUGAUACAGGGGUACUGUUUUUGUGAAAUUAGACAGCAUGGUAAUAUAUUACAUUUGCAGUGUGGCCCUCUGGACCUCAGCGAAGACAGAAUGUGGCCCCUGAAGAAAAUGAGUUUGAGACUCCUGGUCUUGAGGGAAAUUGAUCUGUACAGGACUAAGGUGGUGAUGAUCAGUAGAUCCAUAGUUUGUGACUAUGGUGACUUGGCUAAACCAGUGGUUCCCAACCGGCACUAGUGUGCCUUUUUAGGAGCUCUCUGAUGUCCCGUGAAAGUUCUGGUAAUCUUGAUUUAAAAAAUAAUAAUAAUAAAAUAACACUCACAAAACGUGACCUGUGGAAUGCACAUGGAAUUUUGAUUUGGGAGCACUAGUGCUGGUCAGAUAAUACAUUAAAUGGCACAUGGUUACAUUUUUAUCAUUGUUUCAAGUCCAGUGCAUUCAGGCUGUUACAUUUGUAUAAUUUGAGGGUUGCGCAUCAUGAGAAAAGUCAUCAAUAAUUUUUACUUCAUUUGUAUCAUUGAAUAAAUACCAUGUCAUUUUUUUAAAGAACAAGCUAACUACUGACUUGCAGCAUGCAUAUAGGGAAGGGCACUCAACUUGUACUGCACUAACUCAGAUGACUGAUUGGCUAAAAUAAAUGGAUAAUAAGAUAGUUGGAGCUGUAUUGUUAGAUUUCAGUGCAGCCUUUGUUAUUGAUCAUAAUUUGUCUUUAAAAAAAAUUCACAUAUGGCUUUACAUCACCUGCUAUCACAUGGUUGGAGAGUUACUUAUACAUCCAUUAGAACUCAAGAGUAUUCUUCAGUGGAAGCUUCUCUAACAUCAUAUGUACAGUGGAGUAUCCCUCAGGGCAGUUGCCUUGGCCAACUCUUCUCUAUUUUUUACAAGAAACUACAAUUAUUAUGCAUGCUGAUGAUUGCACACACUACACAUCAGCACCUACAGUCAGUGAGCUCACUAAGACUCUUACAUGCUGACCAAACCGCAUGCAAGUUGAUUUUGUUCACCCACAUCAGACGCGAUCAGGACACUCAGGUUGAAAUAUCAAAACAAACUCUGAACCAAUUAUAUUAAUUUGUGGACAGGUCAAAAAGCAUGAAACAUGUAUGGCAAUUUAGCUUGCUGUUGCUAGUUAAUUUGUCCUGGGAUAUAAACAUUGGGUUGUUGUUUUACCUGAAUUGCACAAGGUUCUCUACUCCGACAAUUCAUCCUCAGAUAAAACGGUAAACCGGAUUUGUUUCUCGUCAUGUCUACACCUUCCUUCUUUUUCUUCAUUGGACUUCAUAUGGCGGUUGGCAACCAACUUUUAUGGUGCAUUACCACAAAGAUUUAAAAUUAUAAACUUGGAUUAGCAAACACAACAUGCCAUUGGAACACAGGAGUGAUCGUUGCUCAUAAUGGGCCUCUGUACGCCUAUGUAGAUAUUCCAUAAAAAAUCUGCCGUUUCCAGCUACAAUAGUCAUUUAAAACAUUAACAGUGUCUACACUGUAUUUCUGAUCAAUUUGAUAUUUUAAUGGACAACAAAUUUGCUUUUCUCAAAAACAAGGGCAUUUCUAAGUGACGCCAAACUUUUGAACGGUAGUAUAUGUGUACAUUUAUUUUGCAAUGCAACGCGAGCGGUGGGGUCAGCAUGUUAGCAAGGAGUUAGUCAGUGUCAGAAUGGGACAUUAACAAACUGAUCUUAAAUGCAUCUAAAACCAAAAGCCUUCUCUUAGCCCUAAACCUCAUCUGGAGUUGUGCAUAAAGGGUGUGACCAUUUAACAAGUUGAGGAAGCUGUACUCCUAGGAGUAACAUUGGAUGGUCAGUUAUCAUGGUCAAGUCAUAUUGACAAUGUUGUUGUGAAGAUGUUUUGUGUUUUUGACACACAAACUGUACUAGUUGUUCAGGCUCUGAUCUUGUCCCGUCUUGAUUACUGUCUGUUAAUAUGGUCAUGUGCAGCAAAGACAGGCCUAGCAAAGCUGCAGCUGGCUCAACAAAGCAGCACGCUUUGCCCUUAACUGCACACACAGAACUAACAUCAACAACAUGCAUGAUAGUAUUUCAUGGUUGAAGAGAAAUAGACUAGAAGAUAAAUAGUAUUUUUAAGAAACAUUUGUGUUUUAAAUGCCUAACCACUUUGUAUAAUCUAUUUGCAUACAUUUCAGACAUACAUACGCCGCUAUAGGUUUCUUCACUGUACCCAACCAAAAACAGAUUUUAAUGCGUUGCUCAGUUGUGUUUAGAGCCAUGUCAUCGUGGAAUGCUCUGCCACCAGAGGUUAGUCUAGCAAAAAGCAAGUUUUUAGCUUAAAAAAACCAAACAUCUUUUAUUACAGCACCUCUCCUCCUUUCUAAAAAUCUAAUUUAACUGUACUGUAUAUGUGAAUAUGUACACUGAACAAAAGGAUAAACGCAUCAUGUAAAGCAUUGGUCCCAUGUUUCAUGAGCUGUAAUAAAAAAAUCCCAGAAAUGUU